Molecule: messenger RNA, 1128 nt
Organism: Prunus armeniaca (apricot)
Lineage: Eukaryota; Viridiplantae; Streptophyta; Magnoliopsida; Rosales; Rosaceae
Source: the annotation of a GenBank genome assembly
AUGCAAGCAAAAGAAGUAGGAACACGGCCGUUGCGUUCUGGCAUCAAAAUAAUCAAAGACAGAAAAGACAGAAAGCCUGCAAAGAAACCAGAUUACACAUACCCCGAAGCACAUAAGAAAGGCCGAAAAAGAGCAAGCCAAAGCGAAGAUGAAGCAGCCAACAAAAAAAAGGAGGACAAAGAUACAUACCUUCAGUUGCACAUGUAUGAGGUCUACAACAGGCUGGAUGAAAUAUCAAAGAAGAAGUUGGAAAAUUACUGGAAAUCUGCAUCUGAUUCUGAGGAGGACGCUUUUUACCUACAAAAUAGGACAAUAUUGUACAAACAUAACAUUGAAAAGCUGAUGGGAGAUGGUCCAAUUUCUGCACUAAUCAUCGAUGCUUAUGGAGAGGCACUUAAUGAUGAUGCGAAGCAGAACCCUCAGAAACAGAAAAAUGCAUAUUUGUCCGCCAAUAACUAUAUGUUUUUGCGAGGUGCCUCACACAAGCUGACAUAUCAUGCUUUCUAUAUGCCACUCCUAGAAAAUAUUGGAAGAGUUGAUAGAGUGUUCAUACCAAUUACAGAUGAGAACCACCAUACGCUGCUUGUCUUUGACACCGGUGCAGCAAAAUGGACACACUUCAACUCAUUCAGGGGGACAUCAGAACAAACUCUCCAAUAUUAUCACAAGAAGGCAAUUGUUUUGGUUGAGACAGCAAAUAUAUUCCUCUGUCUUCUUAAGGAAUGUGCUGCAGUAUCACUGAAAACAAAACUCGUCCAAAUUCCUGAUUUUGAUGCCAAGAAGCCGAGAGGGCUUAAUGAAGCUUCAGCUAGAAUGAUAACAAAAAUACUUGCCAGCAACGAACUUACACCAGAAUAUGCUCAGACAAUGAAGUAUCUGAUUUGUCAUGAUACUACUAACUUCAAGCUGACUGAGAACAGAGAAUGUCCCCAACAAGCAAACAAUUCCAAUGAUUGUGGCGUCUUUGUCAUGCACUUCAUGAAGCAGCUUUCCAAAGACCAACAAAUAGAAUCAGAUUUCAACAAAGAAAAGGUCUGGCAAAUGAGAAAAGAAGUCCUCAUGAAAAUUAUGAGCAAUGAAAGAAGUUGGAUUUCCAUCAAAGAAAGAGAAGAGAGAAAUGCAAAAUAA